UGUGCAUCUUCGGUCUGUGGUGGCAGUGGUACUCUCUGGGAGCGCUGAGGGAUGCUGGUUGGAGAGGAGACCACCUCUCCAGAACUCACUGACUGAAGAGGACCAGACACACUGCCAGGUGCAGACUAUGGACCAGAACCUUAGUGCCGCCAACCAGUCCUGGGCCCUGCAGGAGCCCCCACGAGGCCGGGCGGACAUCACCUACGUGGAUCUGUACCUCCACAAGCCGUCGGUGGCGGCCGUCUUCAUCGCCUCUUACCUGCUGAUCUUCCUGAUGUGCAUGCUGGGUAAUGGCGUGGUGUGCUUCAUCGUGCUCCGCAGCAGGAACAUGCGCACCGUCACCAACAUCUUCAUCCUCAACUUGGCCAUCAGCGACCUGCUGGUCGGCAUCUUCUGCAUGCCCACCACACUGGUGGACAACAUAAUCACAGGAUGGCCUUUUGACAACAUGGUGUGCAAGCUAAGCGGGAUGGUCCAAGGAAUCUCAGUGUCAGCAUCCGUCUUCACGCUGGUGGCCAUCGCUGUCGAUAGGUUCCGCUGCAUCGUCUACCCGUUCAAGCAGAAGCUCACCAUCGCCACAUCCAAGCUCAUCAUCAUGGUGAUCUGGGUCUCGGCCGUGUCUGUCAUGUGCCCCUCCGGCAUCAUGCUCCAGGUCACCAAGGAGCCCACCGUGCGCAUCGUGCUGCGGCGCGACAACGACACCCGCCCCUUCAACUGGUGCCGGGAAAACUGGCCCAGUCAGGCCAUGCGGAAGCUCUACACCACCGUGCUCUUUGUCACCAUCUACCUGGCCCCGCUCAGCCUCAUCGUCAUCAUGUACGCCCGCAUCGGCCUGGCGCUCUUCAAAAGCACCAUCCCCGCCCUGAGGGGCAGCGGGAUCGGGCCCGUCAAGAGCGGCAGUGGCGGCAGCAGCGGCAAAGCCAAUAUGGAGGCUCGGCACACCAUCCCCAAGAAGAAGAAGCGUGUGAUCAUGAUGCUGCUGGUGGUGGCGCUGCUCUUUGUGUUAUCAUGGCUGCCUCUGUGGACCCUGAUGAUGCUGAGCGACUACGCCAACCUGAGUGAGUGCCAGCACCGCGUGGUCAACAUCUACCUGUACCCUCUGGCGCACUGGCUGGCCUUCUUCAACAGCAGCAUCAACCCCAUCAUCUACGGCUUCUUCAACGAGAACUUCCGCAGGGGCUUCCAGGCCGCCUUUAAAUUCCAGCUGUGCUCCGUCGUCACCAAACACCAGAGGAGCUUUUUGCACCGUGCCUGGGGGAACGCCAUCCUCCCGAUCCAGCCGACCACCCUGGGGAGAGCGGGCUCGGGACAGGUGGCGAGGAGCGGGAGAUGCUUGAGUCAGGAAGCCACAAAAGGCGACACCAGAGAUCAGGACCUGAUCAUGGAGGAUCUGGAGAAGAUUUCUCAGAUUUAGACCAAGACCUAAACCAUUACUCUGUUAGAUUAGAAACACGUCAACCUCUGAUCAUCUACCACAAGGAGACAAUUUAUGAUCAUAACUGACUUCAUUUGAAUGUUUGACAACAAAAACAUAUGAAUACCAGUUUUGGAAUGGAUGACACAGGCCACCAUUAUGUUUCCAGUAUGGCCUCCCUAAGGCCCCAAACCAACUGUAUAGAACCUUGUGGACUAUUCCUCGAAGUUGGACUGAAGAAGAAUUCUCCCAAGAAGAGUGAAUUUUGCCAGGAGCUUGUUGAUGGCUCCAGAAAUCAUCUCGUGGAGGUAAAAAAUACAUUUAAAAGACAUUUAAGUAUUACUGGUUUAUUGAGUUAACGGAGUGGUGCAUCAGUCCAUAGUGGAGAAGAGGGAGUUGAAUGGAAAGGCAAAGCUCUCUAUUUACCUAUAGAACUACAUACAUUAGCAUAACCAUUAACAUGGAGGGUACAAGUGGCACAAAUGAGUUUCCUCCAUUGGGUGGCUGGGCUCCCCCGAUAGAGAUAAGGUGAGAAGCACUGUCGUCCGGGAGAAACUCAAAGUAAAGGCGCUGCUCCUCCGCAUUUGAGGAGGAGGAUUUUAGGAUGCCUCCCCAGGGAGCCGGUAGGAGGCCUCGGGGAAAACCCAGGAGAGACGUUGGAGAGACUAUGUCUCUCAGGGUGUCCCUGCUUAGGAUACAUCCCUCAUGACACGAAAUCGGAUAAGCGCCGAUAACAUGCCAGUUUUUGCACAUGAUUAGGAUUGUGUCAAAAAAUAAAUCAAAAAUUUUGCCCCGGUUUUUGCGCAAUAUUCAACAUUAUGGUAAUCAUAGGGACUAUUACCCUGGGCUUUGAUACAAGCCAGGGUGGGCGUGGCUUUGGGGUGUCUCCGGUUUCCUCCCACAUUCCAAAAACAUGCUAGGUUAAUUAGCGACUCCAAAUUGUCCAUAGGUAUGAAUGUGAGUGUGAAUGGUUGUUUGUCUAUAUGUGCCCUGUGAUUGGCUGGCCACCAGUCCAGGGUGUACCCCGCCUCUCGCCCGAAGACAGCUGGGAUAGGCUCCAGCACCCCCCGCAACCCUUGUGAGGAAAAAGCCGUAGAAAAUUGUACAGAACGGCUGGAGCUUGCAUGACGGAGAGAUAAAUAAAUGAGAUAAACGUGAUAAAUGAUAUUUUAUGGGUGUUUUUACUGUUUGUUUUUGUCUUUGUUGUUCAGCGUUCAUAGUUCAUAUUGUAAAUCUUUUUAUUCAUGUACA
Messenger RNA from Doryrhamphus excisus (bluestripe pipefish), 2665 nucleotides. Its product is annotated as neuropeptide FF receptor 2-like. Gene Ontology annotation, cellular component: plasma membrane. Gene Ontology annotation, biological process: G protein-coupled receptor signaling pathway; cellular response to hormone stimulus. The record is from RefSeq and is a predicted model, not a curated record. NCBI's taxonomy places the organism in Eukaryota, Metazoa, Chordata, Actinopteri, Syngnathiformes, Syngnathidae. Gene Ontology annotation, molecular function: neuropeptide receptor activity; peptide binding.